AUGCGAGCUUGGGGAGGCUUCAGUCGCCGUAGCGAACGUGAGUUUGCAUCACGUCCUCAUCCCACAGCCACAAUGCAGAACAUCAUCACCCUUGCCCUUGCGGCCGGCGCUCUGGCCUCUGCCAUGCCAGAAAAGAUACAGACCACCUUCGUUGACCACUACAACGAUCUUCGCGCCAACCGUCCAUAUGGCGGUGCCAUUGUCGCUGAGAACCGCUUCCCCAACGGCACCCAGUCCGUCGUCCCACACACCGAGCCCAAGUUCGCUAAAGAAACCACCAAGCUCGACUUCUUCCAGCUCGGCAGCACCACUUUCAACAGCUUCAUCCAGCUCGUACGUGGCCCAGGCGUUGCCUCCUUCGACCUGAACAGCCUCUACUACGCCCUCGCCGUCGAUGAUGUCUCGACCGCCACUUACGCUUUCGCUCCGGAGUCUUUCAAUGAGGCGCCGUUCGCCUAUGCUCAGCUGCCUGUUGACUACACCAGGCUGCAGAAUAUUAGCAUCGGCGUUGCGGUUGGGUUUACUGCUACUGAGAGGACCGCGUUGGUUAUUGAUGAUGUUGCGCACACUAAUUUCAUAUAG
This is a messenger RNA of Fulvia fulva, 582 nucleotides long. RefSeq lists its product as uncharacterized. The transcript has 4 exons. The record is from RefSeq and is a predicted model, not a curated record. Lineage: Eukaryota; Fungi; Ascomycota; Dothideomycetes; Mycosphaerellales; Mycosphaerellaceae. Bases 1 to 582 code for a protein of 193 amino acids.